This is a messenger RNA of Aaosphaeria arxii CBS 175.79, 963 nucleotides long. RefSeq lists its product as uncharacterized. The coding region runs from base 1 to 963 and encodes 320 amino acids. The record is from RefSeq and is a predicted model, not a curated record. Lineage: Eukaryota; Fungi; Ascomycota; Dothideomycetes; Pleosporales. Gene Ontology annotation, biological process: protein phosphorylation. Gene Ontology annotation, molecular function: ATP binding; protein kinase activity. The transcript has 3 exons.
AUGACGGAACAAGACUCUCCCAUGACUACCAACAGUUUGGAAAGUGCCUUCAGCCGUCUACCACGUCCGCAGCGGGUGCUAGACUUGAGCAGACCAAAUGUUCCAACAAAAUCAGCAUUAUUCCAAAAACAAAAAUCUAUCCAUGUAGCUUCAAAUAACAAGCGCCAUGUCGAUGAAGAUUGUGAACCGAUCCUGGCUACGAAAGUUACGCGGGGUGCGUCUGUGGCUUCCAUAAAGCCUCUUGACACAAAAACUCGCUGCCCCAUCGAAGGGGAUGCAAUGCAGACGCUGGGGAAAUUCACGCAGCAUAGUGUCGAAUGGACUGUCUGUGUCCUGAAAAGCCUUUCGACUGUAGUCAUGGUCAAGGAAGUUUCUCGAACAGCCGGACUACGCGAAAAGAGUAUUCUAGAACGAUUGGAGCAUAGAAACGUGGCGAGAUUGAUGUUUUCUGAUCUUCAUGAACAGAAGAUGAGACUGGGCAUCGAAUAUUGCCGCUUUACGCUCCUUGAAGUCUUGUACGUAAAUUUAAAGCCAGGCGAGCAACAAAUACACUACAUUGCAUGCUCUAUGUUCGAUGCUCUGAUUUAUCUUGCACGCCAUAAGAUUAGUCACCGUUCCAUCAAUCUGAGUUCGAUCCGUCUUACCGUCCCUGAUCUUCGAUUAGUGCUGUCUGAAUUUACGUCGGCUGCAAUACUUGACACAUCGUUUGAGUCACACAAAGAUCUCAACGACCUUGCGUUAGUCCUUUUGGAAUGCAUGGAGGGCCGGCCCCUGCUCUCCGAGAAGAGGAGCACCGACUUCGUCAAGGGGCAGAGAGCCCAAAACAAAGUGUUUGGUCUUAGUGAUCCGGAACGUUGGACAGGCUGUAAAGUCCUGGUCGAUUUCUUGGAUGAGCUCUUUAGCGAAGAGAGGUCGGCCUCCACCAAAUUAUCUAAGCCCGUAGGUAUUCAAACUGCUUCUUGA